AUGUGUCUCCCUCUGAAGACUCAAAGAGAAUAUAUGGAAAACAUGAAUACAAAAAUGGUGGGUACUAAAAAUGAUAAUCACGAUCGUGAGGAAAUAGAAAUCAAAGAAAAUAUGGAUAACAAUCGACAAAAUGGAGAAGUAAUUUCUACAGAAAACAACGAGGAGAGAGAUGUAAAUGUAGAUACUGAUGAACAAAGGAAAAAAUAUCAACGAACGCAUCUAGAAUCAUUUUUUGCUAUAACAAAAUCAUUAAUUAUACGUGCUCUUAUUAUUUAUUGUAUUAGUCAUCUAUUUAGACGACUUCAUACUGACAAUUCUCAGUUUUCUGGCAUUGUUAAUCCAGCACAAUCUUUACAAACUGUAAAUAUAUUUGAAAAUGGAACUCUAUUUGAUUUACAUGUUUAUUUAUCAGAAUCAGAAAAUUUUAAGGAAUUUGAUGAUCCCAGAACAUUAAUAUGGUUAGAACAAGGUUUAAUAUAUGGAGAUUGGUAUAGUGGACCAUUUAAAGAUGGUUCAAAAGUUAAAAAUUAUAAAUUUAUUCCAUCUGAUCAAUUAAAAAAUAAUGGAUCUAUAUAUCUUCAUGUAUAUAUUACAAAAAGUGGAAAAUCUCCAAAUCCUAAAAGUGGGAAAAAUAUUUAUGCAGGAAAUUAUAUGUCAAAUUCUACAAAAAUGUUAAAUAAAUUUAAGAAAGUUAGAUAUCAAAAAAAGCACAAUUUGUUAACUGGUGAAACUACUGCAAGUAAAGAAGAAAUUGAGAAAGCUGAAUUAAUGAAUCAAGAAUAUGUAUCACAUUGGCAUCCAAAUUUAACUAUUAAUUUAGUAACAGAUCAUACUAAUUGGGUAUAUGGUCAAGUGUCACCACCUUUAGAUACAUAUAUUCAUUUUUUACCUGGUGAGAAAUUUUAUAAGCCUGUAAUAUAUAUGAAUGAUUUUUGGAAUAUGCAAAGAGACUAUCAACCUUUAAAUGAUACUAUAAAAGAGCUUGAACUUAAAUUAACUUAUCAACCACUUUCUUUAUUUAAAUGGCAAAUUUAUGCAGCUCAAACAAUGAGGAAUAAGUGGACAUCCUCACUUAUGGGAGAUUCAUCAGACGAAGAUGAAAAUGAUCAAGAUACUUUGAAAGAAACAUUAUUAGAAACAAAUCCCUAUUUAUUGGGUUUAACUAUAAUUGUAUCAGUAUUACAUAGUGUAUUUGAAUUUUUGGCAUUUAAAAAUGAUAUACAGUUUUGGAAUAAUCGUAAUUCAUUGGAAGGUCUAUCAGUUCGAUCUGUAUUUUUUAAUGUUUUUCAAUCUUUGAUUGUUUUAUUAUAUGUUCUUGAUAAUGAAACAAAUACAGUCGUUCGAAUUAGUUGCGCAAUAGGUUUAUGCAUAGAAGUAUGGAAAAUCAAUAAAGUUGUAAAUAUUACUGUUGAUAAAAAUUCAAAAAUAUUUGGUAUUUUUCCAAAAAUAAGUUUUCACGAUAAAGGAUCAUAUGUAGAAUCUUCCACAAAAGAAUACGAUAGACUUGCUUUUAAAUAUUUAUCAUGGACCCUUUAUCCUCUUUUAGGAGGAUAUGCUAUUUAUUCGUUGAUGUAUUUAGAACAUAAAGGAUGGUAUUCUUGGGUUCUUAGUAUGCUUUAUGGAUUUUUACUAACAUUUGGAUUUAUUAUGAUGACACCACAAUUAUUUAUUAAUUAUAAGUUAAAAAGUGUAGCACAUCUUCCAUGGCGCAUGAUGUCUUACAAAUUUCUAAAUACAUUUAUUGAUGACAUCUUUGCAUUUGUGAUAAAAAUGCCUACAUUAUAUAGAAUUGGUUGCUUCCGAGAUGAUAUCGUUUUCUUUAUAUUUUUAUACCAAAGAUGGAUAUAUAAAACAGAUCAUACUAGAGUAAAUGAAUUUGGUUUUUCUGGUGAAAUGGAAGCUAAAAUAACUAAGGAUAAAAAACAAGAAUUUAUUAAAGAUCGUGCAAAAAAUGAAGCAAAUAAAAAAAACGAAUAA
This is a messenger RNA of Apis florea (little honeybee), 1977 nucleotides long. RefSeq names its product putative lipid scramblase CLPTM1. NCBI's taxonomy places the organism in Eukaryota, Metazoa, Arthropoda, Insecta, Hymenoptera, Apidae. Gene Ontology annotation, cellular component: endomembrane system; membrane. The record is from RefSeq and is a predicted model, not a curated record.